This is a messenger RNA of Perognathus longimembris pacificus (Pacific pocket mouse), 1629 nucleotides long. It is a transcript of the gene Acaa1, whose product is annotated as acetyl-CoA acyltransferase 1. Lineage: Eukaryota; Metazoa; Chordata; Mammalia; Rodentia; Heteromyidae. The transcript has 12 exons. The coding region runs from base 53 to 1360 and encodes 435 amino acids. Gene Ontology annotation, cellular component: peroxisome. Gene Ontology annotation, molecular function: acetyl-CoA C-acyltransferase activity. Gene Ontology annotation, biological process: phenylacetate catabolic process; fatty acid beta-oxidation. The record is from RefSeq and is a predicted model, not a curated record.
AUUAUUUCCGGGCCCCAGAAGUGGGGCGCAGGAGAAGUUGGGGGCGUCGUCCAUGGAGCCCAAGGCGGCCAUGUGGAGGCUCCAGGUGGUGAUGGGACAUCUGUCCCGCCGACCCGACUCGGCUCCCGCGCCGCAGGCCGCGCCGUGCCGCGGGGUCUGCGCUCAGGCCGCGGCCGGGGACGUGGUGGUGGUGCACGGCCGGCGCACGGCCAUCGGCAAGGCGGGCCGCGGGGGCUUCAAGGACACCACCCCCGACGAGCUCCUGUCGGCCGCCAUGACCGCCGUGCUCCAGGAUGUGAACCUGAAGCCGGAGCAGCUGGGGGAGACAUUUCCGCUUUCUUUGUUCAUAGGUAACGUGCUUCAACCUGGAGCCGGGGCUAUAAUGGCCAGGAUUGCUCAGUUUCUGAGCGGCAUCCCUGAGACCGUGCCUCUGUCCACCGUCAACAGACAGUGCUCCUCAGGCCUGCAGGCCUUGGCUAACAUCGCAGGUGGCAUCAGAAAUGGGUCUUAUGACAUUGGCAUGGCCUGUGGGGUGGAGUCCAUGUCCAUGUCUGAGCGAGGGAAUCCUGGCAAUAUUAGUUCCCGCCUGGUGGACAAUGAGAAGGCCAGAGACUGCCUCAUCCCGAUGGGAAUCACCUCGGAGAACGUGGCUGAACGGUUCGGCAUCUCGAGGGAGAAGCAGGAUGCCUUCGCGCUGGCCUCCCAGCUUAAGGCGGCCAGAGCCCAGAGCCAGGGCCGCUUCCGCGCUGAGAUCGUGCCCGUGACCACCACCGUCCUAGACGCCAAGGGCACCCCUAAAACCAUCACUGUGUCUGAAGAUGAGGGCAUCCGCCCCAACACCACGCUGGAGGGCCUGGCCAAGCUGAAGCCGGCCUUCAAGGACAAAGGCUCCACCACGGCCGGAAAUUCCAGCCAGGUGAGCGACGGGGCAGCGGCCGUGCUGCUGGCCCGCAGGUCCAAGGCGGAGGAACUGGGCCUCCCCAUCCUCGGCGUCCUGAGGUCGUUCGCGGUGGUCGGGGUGCCCCCCGACAUCAUGGGCGUGGGACCCGCCUACGCCAUCCCCGCGGCUCUGCAGAAAGCAGGGCUGACGGUGAAUGACGUGGACAUCUUUGAGAUCAACGAGGCCUUCGCCAGCCAGGCCCUGUACUGCGUGGAGAAGCUGGGGAUUCCCCCUGAGAAGGUGAACCCCUUGGGGGGCGCCGUGGCUCUGGGCCAUCCUUUGGGCUGCACCGGGGCGCGCCAGGUGGUCACGCUGCUGAACGAGCUGAAGCGCCGUGGGAAGAGGGCCUACGGCGUGGUGUCCAUGUGCAUUGGGACCGGCAUGGGGGCCGCAGCUGUCUUCGAGUACCCCGGAAACUGAGGCCCUGCCGACUACAGGAACGAUCCACGGAGCCCGUCCUCUUCGGGUGGGGCUGGGGAAAUGGAAGCACUUAAUCUAAUUGGGAAAAUGUGAAGGCAGGUGGCCCGGUCCACAAGGGGGGGGGUCGCGUCUGGGGUGGUCCCCACCAGGCUUUGUCCAUCGGGGCACACGUCAGUGUGGGGGAGCCCAGGGGCCAGGGUGUGGUGGGGGAACAACAGGCACCCGGAUGAAGGCCGCCCUGAUGGAAUAAAUGUUCUAGAUCAUCCCGA